Hevea brasiliensis (rubber tree) is the source of this 2616-nucleotide messenger RNA. Its product is annotated as exocyst complex component EXO70E2. Gene Ontology annotation, biological process: exocytosis. NCBI's taxonomy places the organism in Eukaryota, Viridiplantae, Streptophyta, Magnoliopsida, Malpighiales, Euphorbiaceae. Gene Ontology annotation, cellular component: exocyst. The transcript is spliced from 2 exons. The record is from RefSeq and is a predicted model, not a curated record. Gene Ontology annotation, molecular function: phosphatidylinositol-4,5-bisphosphate binding. The coding region runs from base 466 to 2418 and encodes 650 amino acids.
UUAAAAAAAAAAAAAAAAAAAGGAGCAACUCUGCUCCCUUGAAAAAGGAAUUGAAUCAAGAAAGGGAAAGAUCAGACUUUGGAAUUGUAGACCAAAGAACAAGGGAAGCUCACUUAGGUUCUUCUCUGUACUCACCUUACAGUUGGUUACUUUUAUAUCUGAGACCCUUCACUUUCUUGCUUUUGCUGCUGCUUUGCCAUUCCCCCUUACAGAUCUUGCUGAUCUUUUUCAGCAGCUAUCAUUUGCCAUCGGAUACUCAAGGCUUAGGUUUGAAAUUCCAAUCUAGAAAGUAGCAUUUAAUACUCUGAUUUUUGGGAAUUGAAGUAUAUUCUUGGGAAUUUAGAAGCCAAUCUAGCACGGUGGAAAAUUAAUCUAAGACAAGCUAUUGUGGACUUCAAUUCAAUUUUACUUUUGAAACCCAAAAGGGGAAUCAGUUGGGGGUUGGUCUUUGAGGAUUCUGUAACUAUGUUGGAUUGUGGCUCUGUGAUUCCAGAGUUGGAAAGAGAAGAAGACUUGAUUGCUGCGGCAAAACACAUUGCAAGGGCAUUGGGAUCUAAAAAGAACCUCACUGAUGAUACCAAGAAAAUUUUGGCAGACCUUAGCACCCAGUUGUCGAACAUAACCACAGUCGGUGAAAGCAAGGUUGAGACACCCAGUGAGAUUGAAGGACAGCUAAAUGUUAUUCAGGAGAAGAUUAUGAGUUGGGAGACAGAUCAGUCAAUGAUAUGGGAUUCCGGUCUUGAUGAAGCCACUCAGUAUCUAAAUGCUGCCGAAGAAGCCAGAAAGUUGGCUGAAAGGUUGGGGACUUUGUCUUUGAACAAAGAUGAUGGGGAAAAGGAGCUGUUGAUGAGGGCACAUGAUAUUCUUCAAAUAGCAAUGGCAAGGCUUGAGGAAGAGUUCAAGUGCAUGCUUGUUCAAAACAGGCAACCUUUUGAGCCAGAGCACGUUUCUUUCCGUUCAAGUGAAGAGGAUGCUACAGAUAUAGGUUCUGUAAUCUCUCUUGGAGAUGGCUCGGUUGAGGAAUCAAUUAAUAGAGAUAGCAUUAGCAGAACUUCAGAGGAAUUCAUCAUUGAUUUGGUUAGUCCAGAAGUAAUUUCUCACCUCAGAAAUAUCGCAAAUUUAAUGUUCAUCUCCAAUUAUGGUCAUGAAUGUUCCCAGGCAUAUAUUGGCGUUAGAAGAGAUGCCUUGGAUGAAUGUCUCUUUAUACUUGAAAUGGAGAAACUGAGCAUUGAGGAUGUACUGAAAUUGGAGUGGGGUAGCUUGAAUUCCAAGAUCAAGAGAUGGGUUCGGACUAUGAAGAUCUUCGUGUCGGUCUAUCUUGCUAGCGAGAAAUGGCUCACUGAACAGAUAUUUGGAGGGCUUGGAACAGUUAAUCUGGUUUGUUUCGCUGAGGCUUCAAAGGCUUCAAUGAUGCAGCUAUUAAAUUUUGGUGAAGCCGUAUCUAUUGGCCCACACAAACCAGAGAAGUUGUUUCCUAUUCUUGAUAUGUAUGAGAUUCUUGCAGAUCUUCUUCAAGAUAUAGAUUCUCUAUACUCAGAUGAGGCCGGUUUUUGUGUUAGAACUGACUGUCGUGAGGUUCUAAGGAGAUUAGGGGACUCCGCGAGGGCAGCAUUUCUUGAAUUUGAGAAUGCCAUUGCAACAAAUGUGUCAUCAAAUCCUUUUGCAGGAGGGGGAAUUCACCAUCUCACUAGGUAUGUUAUGAAUUAUAUCAACACUCUUACUGACUACCAUGAGACCCUCAAUUUUCUCCUAAAGGAUCAUGAUGGAGAGGAUCCUAUUUCAUUGUCCCCUGGCUCAAGUCCACGUACAGAAGAAGAGAACACAAGUGGAAGUACAUUUGAUGCUUCCCCUAUGGCUCUCCACUUCAGAUCUGUUGCUUCAAUUCUAGAAUGCAACCUUGAUGACAAGGCCAAGUUAUACAGGGAUCCUUCCUUGCAACAUAUCUUCUUGAUGAACAACAUACAUUACAUGGCUCAAAAGGUAAAGAAUUCGGAACUUAGGCAUAUAUUUGGCGAUGAUUGGAUACGAAAGCGCAACUGGAAAUUCCAACAGCAUGCGAUGAACUAUGAGAGAGCUACUUGGAGUUCAGUCCUGUCUUUGUUGAAGGAUGAGGGAAAUUCCAAUUCUGAUUCUGUCUCAAAAACCCUUCUCAAGGAGAGGUUUCGGAGCUUUUAUCUUGCUUUUGAGGAGGUUUACAGGACUCAAACAGCAUGGCUCAUCCCUGAUGCUGAGCUUCGAGCAGAUUUGCAAAUUUCAACAUCUGUGAAGGUGAUUCAGGCCUAUCGAACAUUUGUUGGAAGACAGACCAAUCACAUAAGUGACAAGCACAUUAAGUACGGUGCUGAUGACUUACAAAAUUAUUUGUUGGAUCUCUUCACUGGAUCUCAAAGAUCAUUGCACAAUCCCCACAGGAGAUAAUAUAAUAAUAAAAUCAGAUUUACUUUUGUGAUUUAGUGAGGAAAGGCUUUUGGUUUUAUGUCCUCUGCUAAUGUAAUCGUAUUUUCUUCUCCUCUGCACUUGUAAGUUUUAUUUUGAUCAAUAAACAGAUGUUUGUUUCUAUGACAAACCUCAACUAGUCAUUGUAUCUUCUUAAAUCUAAAUGUUAGUUCCAGAAAA